UUGUGAGCAGAGAGGCAGAGCUCAACUCCUCUCCAAAUCCAGUUCAAUGAGCAGCAGCAGCAGCAGUCAGUGUGUGGAGAGCUGUGUGUUCCUGCUGGGAAUCAGGAGAGAUCACAGGAGUUUGGGUGAACCCUCUACCCCACUCAUCACAGCCCUGAUAGGACUUGUUCUCCUAUGCCACUGAAGGAGACCUCACAGUGGAGUGAUUGUGGAAUCUGGAUUGUACUAGAAGGAAUAACAGCUUCUGCAUAGAGAAGAAAAGUGCAGCCUUUGCAGUAAUAUUGUGUCACGUGUAGUAAUGACUAAGGAUUGCUCAGGAGAACCCAGUGGAUUGGAGAGAACCCUCUCAGUGGAUUACUAAUGGGACUCUAUGUGAGCUAGCCCUGAUUCUGCACUGCUUCUGCAUGUUCCCAAGACUGUCUCCAUUGUACCAGGGUGUCCACAUGAAUGGUUUUCCACUCACUGGUAAAUUUGCACUUUUCCCUAAAGAUUUGUCAAAGUUUUUGCCCUGCGUCCAGGGUGAAGUGACAAGUAAAGUCUUCGAGCUAAACUACUAUGAGGUCAGAAGCUUUACUGCUAUAUUUCACAGUACUGCAAGUUGCUGGGGCUGGAUUCCCAGAAGAUUCUGAGCCAAUCAGUAUUUCGCAUGGCAACUAUACAAAACAGUAUCCGGUAUUUGUGGGGCACAAACCAGGAAGAAACAACACACAGAAGCACAAAAUGGAUAUCCAACAGAUCAUGAUAAUGAAUCGGACACUGUACAUAGCUGCUAGGGACCACAUCUACACGAUAGACCUGGACACAUCGAACACAGAAGAAAUUUAUUUCAAUAAAAAACUGACAUGGAAAUCUAAGCAGCCGGAUGUAGACACCUGCAGGAUGAAGGGGAAGCAUAAGGAUGAAUGUCAUAAUUUUAUAAAGGUUUUACUAAAGAGGGAUGAAGAAACGUUGUUUGUCUGUGGAACAAAUGCUUUUAAUCCUGCGUGUCGAAACUACAGGAUGGAUACUCUUGAGUUUUUAGAUGAAGAAAUAAGCGGCAUGGCCAGAUGUCCAUAUGAUGCCAAGCAUUCCAACGUUGCUCUAUUUGCAGAUGGAAAGCUUUAUUCUGCAACUGUGACUGACUUCCUUGCGAUUGAUGCCGUCAUUUACCGGAGUCUAGGAGACAGCCCAACUCUGCGCACUGUGAAAUACGAUUCCAAAUGGUUGAAAGAGCCAUACUUUGUACACGCCGUGGAUUAUGGAGACCUUAUCUACUUUUUCUAUCGUGAAAUUGCAGUUGAAUACAACAGCAUGGGAAAGGUGGUAUUUCCCAGAGUAGCCCAGGUCUGCAAGAAUGACAUGGGAGGCUCUCAGAGGGUGCUUGAGAAACAGUGGACUUCGUUUCUUAAAGCUCGAUUGAAUUGCUCUGUUCCUGGUGAUUCCCAUUUCUACUUCAACAUACUGCAAGCUGUUACUGAUGUGAUCCAUAUUAAUGGCCGGGAUGUUGUGCUAGCUACAUUCUCGACGCCAUACAACAGCAUCCCUGGAUCUGCUGUCUGCGCUUACGACAUGGCUGACAUCGCCAGCGUGUUUACUGGGAGAUUCAAGGAACAGAAAUCACCAGAUUCCACUUGGACCCCAGUCCCAGAUGAGCGUGUUCCUAAGCCCAGGCCAGGCUGCUGUGCUGGAUCCGCAACAGUCGAAAGAUAUGCCGCAUCCAAUGACCUGCCAGAUGACACUCUUAAUUUCAUUAAAACGCACCCCCUUAUGGAUGAGGCAGUGCCCUCUAUAGUAAACAAGCCAUUGUUUCUGCGGACCAUGGUUAGAUAUCGCCUAACAAAAAUUGCAGUUGACACUGCUGCAGGUCCAUACCGAAAUAACACAGUGGUGUUUCUGGGUUCAGAGAGGGGCGUUGUGCUCAAGUUUUUGGCAAGAACCGGAUACAGUGGCUUUCUUAGUGACAGUCUCUUUUUGGAGGAGAUGAAUGUGUACAAUGCUGAAAAGUGUAACUACGAAGGUACAGAGGACAAGAGGAUUAUUGGAAUGCAGUUUGACAAGCAGAACAGUGCUCUCUACGUUGCAUUUUCCACCUGUGUCAUCUGGGUACCUCUUGCAAGAUGUGAACGACAUAUGAAGUGUAAAAAGACUUGUAUUGCUUCCAGAGACCCAUACUGUGUUUGGUUGCGAGAUGCAGGAACAUGUUCACAGCUGUCACCUGGUACUAAAGUGCCAUUUGAGCAAGACGUAGAGCAUGGCAAUACAGACGGCCUAGGCGACUGCCAAAAUUCUUUUGUGGCAUUAAAUGAUCCCAGUACAACUUCCCACUCAAGAGGGCACGAGAGUUACGAUAGGGGUACGGUCAUGGAUUGGAAGGAUACCUAUGACUCUUCUGAGAACACAGACCCCCAUGUGGCUGACCCUUUCCAUAAUCACCCGGACAAAAAGGGAAUUAUUCGUGAAAGUUAUCUAAAAGGUCAUGAUCAACUUGUUCCUGUCACACUCUUGGCCAUUGCUGUAAUUCUAGCUUUUGUCAUGGGUGCUGUCUUCUCUGGAAUUAUUGUGUACUGUAUCUGUGACCAUCGUAGAAGAGAUGUGGAUGUAGUCCAGAGGAAGGACAAAGACCUGAGUCAUUCACGUCGAGGAUCAAUGGCAAGUGUUAGCAAGUUAAGUGGGCUCUUCGGUGAUGGUCAGGGCAAGGAGCCUAAGCCAGAGGCUAUUCUUACACCAUUAAUGCAUAAUGGAAAACUUGCCACACCAAGUACAACCGCUAAGAUGUUAAUUAAAGCUGAACAACAUCACCUUGAUUUGGCAGCAUUACCAACUCCUGAGUCCACACCAACUUUACAACAGAAGAGAAAGCCUAGCAGGGGUAGCAGAGACUGGGAAAGAAACCAAAACAUUAUCAAUGCCUGUACAAAAGACAUACCACCUAUGCCGUCACCAGUUAUACCCACUGAUUUGCCUCUUCGUGCAUCCCCGAGCCACAUUCCAAGUGUAGUAGUACUGCCAAUAACACAGCAAGGUUACCAACAUGAUUAUGUAGAUCAGCCAAAACUAACAGAGGUGGCACAAAUUUCUAUUGAAAACCAGAACUCCACUCUGGAGUACAAAACAAUUAAAGAACAUCUUGCUAGUAAAAGUCCUAAUCAUGGUGUCAACUUGGUGGACAGUUUAGAUAGCAUACCUCCAAAGGUGCCACAAAGAGAGGCUUCUUUAGGUCCUCCAAGUUCUUCAAUGUCACAGAAUGGAAUGGGCAAGCGCAUUGACAUGCAUGCUUCAGCAUACAGUGUGGAAUACAAGAGAAACUACCCUACAAACUCACUCACAAGAACUCAUCAGUCAUCAACCCUCAAAAGAAACAAUACUAAUUCAUCAAACUCUUCUCAUCUCUCCAGACAUCAGAGUUUUGGUAGAGGGGAUAAUCCUCCUCCUGCUCCUCAAAGAGUAGACUCUAUACAUUUCAAUGCUGCUCAAGGGCAGACAGUGACUCUUACUAGGCAACCUAGUAUCAAUGCCUAUAACUCACUGCCCAGGUCAGGGGUGAAACGUACUCCCUCUUUAAAGCCAGAUGUACCACCCAAACCUUCAUUUUCAUCAUCUCUUAUGCCCAAUGAUGCAUGUACAUAAUUGGAGCAGAAUACCAGCUGAAAAGAAUUUGCCAUUUUGAGCCAGUGUACUGCAACUUCAUCAAUAAACUUCAAUUUCCAAGAAGGCUAUUGUUAAGCUAAGGACUCUUUGGAAAGGAAAGUGAGAUAUUUUCUUAUGAAAUUAUGUGAUGUAUGGUUUAUGUUUGCAACUGCAGGACUUGCACACAAUCUAAACAGUUUUCACUGUUAAUGACAUUAUCCCAGAACAUCACAUCUCAUGAGCCAAAAGCACAAAGUUGAAUGUUGAACGUUACUUCCUGAAAUUCCUCCUGGACUCCAAGGUGGAGGGUAGAAGAGUAACAGACAACAAGAAGGAGAACUAGACGCAUGACUUCAGAUGAUCUAACGCAUACUUAAUAAUGGCGGACGUUUACUACAAGCAGAUACUGUGAAAUGCCCAUCAGUGUUACAGCCACUUGAUUAGCAGAUGGACGAAAAAUUGGGCACAGCUAUUCUCGAUCUCUGCUACUCUUCUUUAAUGAAUAACAUGUGACCAGUUAACAAUAGUAACUUCAAUUAUUUAUUGUUCAUUUUGUCUUUCCUAAGGAAAUGACUGUCCUGCAAAUCACCUUCUGAGCAGCUUUGUGGACAAAAAUAAAGAAAUAAAUGACAACGAACUUAUGAUUCUUAUUUAACAUGACACUGCUAACUGGAGUAGUUGAGUUAUUUUAUUAUUAUUUUUUCCAAUAAACUGUCAGAGGAAAAUAAUUUUGAGCUGGCAUUCUAAAAUUUGUGUUUGGAUUAUGUUUUACUCUCAAUUUCCAUUCCUUCUUUUUCAUCACCAUUUUUCAAAAAUCUAACUCUUUCACAUCCAGGAAGGGGUUUGUGACUUACUGUUUAAGAGUAUGUUACAGAACCAUCUAGACCGGACAGGAUUAAAAGGGGCAUAUUGAUUUGUUGGAAUAAAUCACUGGCUGGGCCUUUGAUUUUUUUUUUUCACAAGCCAGAAUCUAAUUUUAAUUUUACUUCAAGUAGGAUCUGUAAAAUCCUCUUUGUGACUUAUUAUGCACUCCUUUGCAUAUACCAUUGCUGUCAACAUUGCCUUGUCAGUAGUGACUAUUUUUUGUGAAGGCACUAUUUUGUGGUGUGCCAUCCUAUUUCAUGUUGCAUGUAAGUCAACAACUGAAAUCCACCAAUGGUGUGAAGUAUGAGUAAUCUGCCAGCUUUUAAACCAUUCAAAGACUGAUCUCACAGGUUGUUUAUGAGAAGACUCUAUCUGUGAAUAACCUUCUCUUCCACAUGUAAAUUUGUGCCUUACACCCCGAGUUCUGUGUACUUGUGAGUUGUAGUUCCCAAUCCUUCUCCUGACAGUUACAGAUAUUUAUUUACCCAUACCCCCCUUUUCCUGACCAGUGCUUGUAGUAGUUGCUGGGUAUGUUGGAGGUUAUACCAUGGUAAUUUGGAGAAGAAUGUAGAGGUAAUACAAAACUCCAUCAUCCCUAAAAGAAAACUGCAGCUGGUAAUUCAUGUGAUCAUUCUGGAUGUGCCAAUUUUGUCCUCAGUCCACCCUUGUAUCAUGCUGACAGCAUGUCCACUAUUGUGGGUGGCAUCUUCCUUUCUAAAUCUUCUCCCUUCUACACUAUCAUAUCAUUUCAGUAUGGUGAUAUAAUGCAUCAACUAAUGUAGUGUCUUCAUGUCUAGUGUGCACACUGGAUGUAAUGCGGAAUGCGACUAGCUGCCUUCCGUUAAGAACCGUCCUAACCACACUCACAGUAUAAAUGUACAGUCUGAAAUGAAGUUAAAUAGUUUAAUGCGGGCUGGCUCCUGCUAUAAUCGAAUACUGCUAGAAUAGGGAAAUCCUGAAGGAAAUUACUUGGAAAAAAAAAUCCCUUUUGGUGAUUUUUUCCGCCCUUUGAUUAGUGUCUGGGUAUAUUAAGAUCCUUUAACAUCAUCAUACUUUAGAGACCUUGUAUUUUUCCUUUUUUUUUACCUGAGAUAAUGCUUUUGUGUUGGCUUUUAUACCAGUUUUUUUCAGAUUUUAUUUUUCAUUGACUGGAAAGAGUUACUUUAAGUCCCAUUAGGGUGUGAUUUUUAGAAAAUCAAGAUGGUUUAGAACAUUGUGUAUAACAAGGGUGGUUGCAUAUCAUUCCAUUUUCCUUAUCUGGAUUAAUGUGUACGUUCUGUUUCCUGAAGUUCCUUUAAUGUCCAUCAGGCUGUUAUGGCUCUGUUUACAUAAUCUUCAGCAUGUUACACUCACUAUACUUGUAUUUAUUCCUGUUUAACUACUGGAACAUUUAAUUGACAAUCCUCAAUGUGCCAGAGAUAUAUUUCUGUUCCUAGGCAAUUUGUUUACCCAGCUGCCCUAGUGUAGUGGUGGUGGUGGGGGGUCAUCUUUAUGCAUGCUACAAAGCAUUAGGAAAGAAAUAAGGAGCAAGAAAAAGCUAGAUUAAUGUGAUGAUGUAGAAAAAGGUAGCAAUUACUGUAAUACAUGGAUAACAUUAUGGUAUCUUUAUGACUGGAGAAUCGGAAUGUGAUAUUACUGUAUGUGUAUACUGUAUAAGGUAGGUUAGGCUUCAUACAUGGAUUGAAGAUUGUUUGCAUCCAGAAAUAUAUGUAGUAGGAAAAGCAAAUGUGACAGUACGCUGCUCUUUUAUAGAAUCAAGAAUAAGGCCAGCAAGUAAAACCAUAAGCAUACAUAAUUUUAUGAACAUACAAUUUUUUUUAACGUUUUUUGUAUUAUUUUUUAACAAAAUGGUUUGGCUUCUGGAGUUCUAUGUUUUACAGUACAUUGCAAGCAGCAAAAAGCUGUAAAAUCCACCAGGCGAGCUAUCGGGUUGCUUGCUCUUCGUCCCCUCCAUCUCCCCACUACUAAAUAAUCUUUUAAGCUGGUAUAUGACAAAAUUAAAGAUUAACAUUUAUUUGAAUUGUAAACAAAAACUUUUACAAAAACUUUAAAUGCCUAGACGACUGGCCACGCCUAUUGUAUGACUAAACUAGGUCACAUUUUAAAAGGACCUUAUAGAUAACAUUAAAAGUAUGCUAAUGAAUUUACAUGUAAAUUUAUAUAGUCACGAAAAAAUUUAAAUGGCAUUGGUAUUUACCAAAAAAUUAAGGAAUAUACAAAUUUUUCCCAAAAGUUUACACUGAUGGAAACAUUUGAACAUAGUUUUUUUUUACACAAGUGUCUAUUUUUUCCUUCUACCAUUGGAUUUAUUUUUAUUAAGAUUUUAUCUUGUUUUACAUAAACCUAUGUGUGCCUUUGCUAUCCACCCUUGCUAUACACAGAGAAAUUGAACAAAUUCAGACUCCUAAUUGUGUAUUGUUGUAAGAUAUUGUGAUGUCACCAAAUUAUUUCUUCAUCUUCAUAUCCCUUAACAUCUGAUACACAAAUUAAUGUAUGUUGUACAAAAAUGAAAAAAAAAAAUCUUUAUUACAUAAUGUAAUAAAAAGACUGUU
This is a messenger RNA of Bufo gargarizans (Asiatic toad), 7022 nucleotides long. RefSeq names its product semaphorin 6A (gene SEMA6A). The transcript has 20 exons. The coding region runs from base 556 to 3606 and encodes 1016 amino acids. Gene Ontology annotation, molecular function: semaphorin receptor binding; chemorepellent activity. Gene Ontology annotation, biological process: axon guidance; neural crest cell migration; negative chemotaxis. The record is from RefSeq and is a predicted model, not a curated record. Lineage: Eukaryota; Metazoa; Chordata; Amphibia; Anura; Bufonidae.